Messenger RNA from Acinonyx jubatus (cheetah), 7819 nucleotides. It is a transcript of the gene TMEM108, whose product is annotated as transmembrane protein 108. The record is from RefSeq and is a predicted model, not a curated record. The coding region runs from base 5864 to 7591 and encodes 575 amino acids. NCBI's taxonomy places the organism in Eukaryota, Metazoa, Chordata, Mammalia, Carnivora, Felidae. Gene Ontology annotation, cellular component: postsynaptic density; axon; endosome membrane. The transcript is spliced from 5 exons. Gene Ontology annotation, biological process: retrograde axonal transport; dendrite extension; postsynaptic density organization.
UGCCAGGCAUCUUUUUCCCAGAUCUCUUGAGAAUAGAUUCUUGAGAAACAAAUUUUUAUUCUGAAUACCCUGCUAAUGGGAUAACAAUGAGAAUCACCAUUUGAAAUACUUAAACAAGCCUUCCAAGUUUUUGGAAGUUCUCUGCUACUAUAGAUCAUAGCUGAUGGUUUCUAAAACUUUGCAAGCCAAUUACUUUGUCCUGACCCCUUGAGGACACCCCAGCUAAGGUAGAGAGCACAAGAAAGAACUCCAGGCAAUGGUGAACUGGAAAUGUUCUUAAUUUCUUGGAGAAAAACAAAAUACUAUGGUGGUAAUUUAAAGGGAAUGAAUUGGAGUGACAAGGAGAAAUUAACUGAAUUACAUUUUCUGCAUAAACAAGUAAGUAGCAAGGAACAUUUACAUCAUCUGAAGCUAAGUUACUGCUUGAAUGGGUGCUACCUUUGAAAAUUAUAGCAGUUCUUUGGGUAUGCUGUAUAUGCUACUAUUUACUACAUUACUAUUCUAUCCUAAUUAUAGUUAAAGUAAAUCCUUUUAGCACUUAGAGAAUCUGACUUAAAAGUGUAAGAAUGAGAUUUCUUCAUGGAUCUGAAAGUGUCCUGGAUCAUAGAUGAGUUCAUGGUUUUUCUGAGUUAUUAAAGAUAAAUAUUAAAGAGUAUUCACUGAUAAGAAAAACAGAUUUGUUGAUUUAAUGAGUAGCUUAUAAUCUUGUGUUUAUGUCUCCCAAAGGAUUUCUGUGAAAUAGUUCUUUUCACUUAAAUUCAAAAAUGACUAAUUUCAUACAGUAUUUUGUGGUGAAUAAGAAAAAUCCACACAAAAACAGAGUGUUAGAAAUUCUUUAAAUUUGACCUUCCUCAAAUCCUAGAACACUGCAUUACAACUGCAGUCUAUAUGAGAAAAAUUCUCAGAGUGGUAAUGCUUAGAGAUUACACUGAUACUAAAACGUCAACUUCACUGGUUUGAAUUUGAAUUUCAUCAUUCAUGCCAGCCUCUGGAAGAAUGGACUUUUAAGCAAUCAAGUGGCCCAAAGUUAGUAACAGAAAAAUGAGGACACAUAUAAUCCUCAGCCUGAGUAAUCCAAGCCUGCAGGCAGCAUUUGAGCAAAGUGGAGAAGUCAGUCACUCAUGCUGUCCUUCUCUAGACCACGCAACCACUGCUAGAGGGCAAAAGAUGGGACAUCUGCUGUGAAAGUCACAUCCACUUUGGCAACAAUUGUUUUCUUCCUCUCAAGCCUGAUAUAAGAGCAGUUAGCUAUUUCAGAGUACUUAUUUGAUAUGUCCAUGAAGUGGUCAUUAUCUCAUCCUACAAAGAGGAUAAUCAGUGAUUUAUAGAGUAUUGGGGUUCUGGUGAUGAAAAUUCUUGGGAGUUUAGAUGUUCGACUUUAGAGAAGUAAACAAUAAUAUUGAUUCACCCAACAAAAGGUGUCCUUUAGGCUAUUUUCCCUGUUGGUAAUAGAUUAUUUUAGCCAUCCCAUUCUUGUGUCAAGAUUGCUCAUGAGCAAGAACCUCAUUUGUAGCUGACCAUUUGUAGCUGACCUCAUUUGUAUGACCAGAGAUUGAUUCUAUUAAGUUGGAACUAUGACCUUCUCGGGGGAAACCAGCUGGGAAUGAACUUAUGUCCACAGGUGACAACACUGUUUUCUAGCAAAGAUAACAUCAUUCCCUCUCCAAGUGGUCAUUACGUUAUGUUCCUUUCUGCUUUGGGUACAAAAUCAUCACAAAAAGAAGCAGUGAUGUUCUAAGCACAUGUCCUAACUUUUUAAGUAGUCCAUGAUAUGCGUCUAGAUCUCUUUGGAGAAAAACAUGAGACCAUGAAUGUACAAGCAGAUCUGGACUUGAUGAUUAUCUGUAAAACAGUCCAUGGAGAAAUUACCUAACUUCCAGAGUUGCUGAGGGGACUAAAUGGGAGAAUGCAGGUGUGUCAAUGAGGAAAACAGGAAGCAGAAAUCAUGCUAGAUAGUUCAAGCAGAUUCAAGCAGGGGAUUGCAGAUAAGGAGUUAAGUGCUUAUGAAACUAUUGGAAAUUUCAGACAUUAGAAAUCAGAAGCUAUUAGGUCCAAGGACACACCAGUAUAGCUGCAAUCCAGAGGUUUUAGACCCCAGGAACCACCACAGUUCUCUGUAAGCACCAACAAAGCCAUGAUGAAGAUACUGAAACACUGAACACAGCUGCCUCACUGCUUCUCAUUCUAAGGAGGAGCUGUAGAAGUAGGGCAAUGGUCUCUUGCUUGCUUCUUCCUUCCAGGUUUCUCACAAGCAUGUAAUACACACCUAGAAUGCUGCUACACACUGUAAUCUAGGGAACAUGAUUUUAAGUUUUUCAACCUCUCCAGCUAGAAAGAGGGUAGAAUGGAAAUUGGGAAAAUCAAGUCACAUUAUUUACCAUAGCAGGGAAGUACUUAACCCCAUACUUGCUGAAUUCUAAUUAUGUUACUGCUGCUUUUGAUAUUAAAUAUAACAUAGUACUUUGAACCCUGGUGUCUUGGUCCUCAUUUCCUAGAGUUCUUUUGACAAGUUGAUUUUUAAUGACACCCAGAUGACUGAGGAGUUUUUCCUCUCCCAAGACUUAAAGUCAGCUAUUGGCUUGGGAGGCUCUGGUGAUUUGUUUGACACUGCUGCCAAAGCUUUCAGGGCACAAGUCAUGACCAGGUUGCCCAUGGAACAUACACAUUUACUUGGGGAUACCCCUCAUUAGCAGGUAAAAUCGAGAAUCUCAGUUAGUAGUUCCAGAGGAGAAACAGUUUGGUCUAUAACCUAUAGAAUUGUUUUGUCCAAUAUGAUAGCCUCUAAAUACAUGUGGCAAUUUAAAUUAGUUAAAAUUAAAAUUAGAAAUUUUCAAUAGCCACAUGUGUUAGUGGCUACCAUAAUGGACGGUGCAGAUAUAGAAUAUUUCCAUCAAUUGCAGAAAGUUCUGUUGGACCGCACUGCUAGAAUGUGUCUUCACGUGUAGAUCAGAACUUACACGUGUAUCUCUAAACUGUACAAUCUUUGUAAUUUUUUUACAAUAUUAAUGACAUCAAGUAUCAUUUUAGGACCCCAGUCCUUUCCCAGUCUGCAUCUAUAGUCUAGCACUUUUACAUGACACCGAAAGCUUCCCUUUGUGUUUGGCAAGGAAAGUUGGUGAUAGCUAUUUGAUACCUCAGUGAUUGGUUGGCUGUUAUCAAAAGUUGGUUAUUCCCGGAUGGGCCAAUUUGGCAUAGAUCCACUAGGAAUCAUCAAAGCCAGACAUAGGCAAGACAGGAUCCUUUGAUUACAUGUUCUUUUUUUUUUUUUUUAACUUAACUCCCUCCAGACAGCAGCUUCUUCCUGAUUCUAACAUUCUGUAUGCCUUUGAGGUUUGAUGUUCUACCUUGAAGCUUUGAAAUAAUUCAUUUAAAAACUUGGCCUUGAGCUCCCAACCUGUUAGUGGACAAAACACAUGCUUUGGGUUGGGUGAUCACUGUAGCCUGCACUAUAGUGCAGCAUUAACUUACAGAUAAAAUAAACCUAUGCUUGCAUCAUUUGUUGAGGCUACCAUACUGUGAUUCUGAGUCCUGUGUAUAGGAACUUUUAUGGCCAAUGUCACUAACAUUGAUUCUGUACCUACAAGCUUCCAUCUCCACCUUCUGUCUUUGGCAAGCACAGAUGUGUUGGGAUAAUAUCCCAAGUUUGGACUGCCUGGUGAGGAACUGGAGUGGAGAGAGAUCUACUGUUGAGCUUCUGCAAAAAGCCUGAGUGAGACCAUUGAAAAUGAAUGAACUAUUCAUGCUGCUUUCUUCUCCAGGUUCUGUAAUUCUCUUAUAUCAAGUCAGAUGACAACAAAACUACAUAUGUUAUUGUUUGGCUCACCAUAGAAAUACUUUCACCACCCUAGCAUUUUACAAUAUGUAUUUAGCUUUCUUAAAAGUGGCUGUACGUAAAAGUGUCCUGCUUUGGUUAAAAAAAUAUAUCAAAGACCUCAUUUACUGCGUUAUUCAGUGGCUUCUUACAUAAAGACUUGGGAGGUAAAUCCCUCCUAUAAUUCAGUACCAGGGCAAAAGUUGUCUUUACAUAUGAACUUGUAUGCUACCUCUUUCAAAUGUUGAGAGUUGUCCAAUUCAUUAAAAUCUUUUUGCCUUGGCUCUGAGGAUGUUCUUAAAAAAAAAAAAAAAAAAUGUGUUCACUUGCAGUAGUUCUCCAAGCCUAGAUUUUCUGGUAUAAUAUUUAUCCCCCACCCUGCCAUAUCACUUAUUAUUAUACCUUCCUAUAUUUAAGAGCUUUGGGUUUUGUUAUUGUUGUUUUGUUUUAGUAAUUUUUUAUUCUAUUCUCUUAUCUUUGGGCAUAGAAUAAACAUCAAUAAACCAGUGAGUAACAACUUGGAUAUGAAUAGUCACCUGUGGAGACUUUUAAAAUGUACGUGUCUGGAGCUUAUCUCACAACUAGUGAAUCAGAAUCUCUGGGGCCAGGACUGGAGUAUGUAUGUGUACGUGGAGUAUUCUUUUAAAUAUCAACAGGUAAUUCUGACAUGUUCUUUUGGUUAAGAGCCAUUGAAGCAACUCAAUGAAUGGUGUGAUAACAAGCUGAAAAUUAAGUGGUUAACAAAUUGAGUCAUAGCUGGCCCGUGUGAGAUGCCAGGUCAAGCAAGUGGUAAGGGUUGCUUACAGGACUUCCAAGAUAAAAGGGAUAUAGUUGCUGUAAAGUCAUGAUUCAAGGGCAGUUGACUUCAUUCAUUUGUCCAUUCUAGCUAUGUGCCAGGCACUGUGAUUGGCCCUGAGGAUGCCAAAAUGGUACAGUUCCCUGCAUCUAAGCUGCUUAUAGUCUAGUGGGACUAUCAGACAUAUAGAUAAUGACUGAACAUUAUAAUAAAUACAGAUAUGGAUACAUGCUCAAAGCAUCAUGGAAGCCCAAAGAAAAACCAUCUGGCCAAAUCUUUGAGUGAAGAGGUCAAUGAAGGCUUCCUGGAGGAAACAUCUAGAGAUCUGGAUCUCAAAGGAUGACUAGGAGUUUUCUAGAUGAAUGGUUUUCCCAGAAGAGGGACCAGCAGUUUGUGGGAGAUGCACACUGUGUAAAUAGCAUCUGUUUCUGCACAAAAAAUUUCCUCCAAACUGAGUGACUUAAAACAACAAAUACUUACUAUCUCAUUAUUUCUUUGGUUCAGGAAUUUGGAAGUGGCUUGGCUGAGGGGUUCUAGCUAGAGGUCUGUUAUUUGGUUGCAGUCAUCUGAAGACUUAACUGGGACUGGAGGAUCUACUUCCAAAUGGUUCACUCAUGUGACUGUUGGCAAGAAGCCCCAGUCCUUUACCGUGUGGGUUUCUUGAUAUGCCUGCCCACAUGUCCUCAUGACAUGACAGUUGGCUUCUCCCAGAGCAAAUGAUCCAAAAGAGUACAAGGAAAAAGCCAAAACAUCUUUUAUGACCUGAUCUUUGAAGUCACACAAAAUUCUGGUGAUUACACAGGUCAUCUUAUGCAACAUGGGAGGGGAGACCACACCAGGGUAGAAGACAGGAUGUAAUAUCUUGUUGCGAUCACUGUAGAACCUGGCUACCAUACAAGGACAUCAAGCUUAAGAUGGAGGAGUGGCAAAAGAAUCUGGCAAGGUGCUAGGCCCAACCAAUCAUGAAGGAGCCCAAAGGCCAUCAUUAAGAAGCUGAAACUUUAUUUAGUAGGCAAUGUGGAGCCACUGUAGGAAUGGUAAGAAGAGAAUUUGAUGGGUUCAGAUUUACAUUUCAGAAAGACCUCUUGGACAAUAUGAAGAGAUGAAGAGUUUGGAACAGAAGGGGGACAGCUGCAACCUUCAUGGACUGUGGAAUCUCCCUGAGCCUUGCCCAAGAGAAAAUUGCAGAUUUGUUGUUUAUAAGCCCUCUGGAUAUCCUGUGUUGCUGAGCUUAUUGUCUUACUUCUGUGUCCUUAAUGAAGCCAUCAAACUUACCCAGCUUCCUCCUGAUCUUGGCACUGACCGAAGCACUGGUAUUUGCCACCCAGGAACCAUCUCCCAGAGAAUCUCUUCAGGUUCUCCCCUCAGGCACCACCCCAGGCACCAUGGUGACAGAAUCCCUCAGCUCUACCAGACACUCAUCCAUGGCAACUGCACCCACUUCUGUGGUGACACUGACCCCCUAUCCUGAUGGACCCUCCUCACAGGCUGCAGCUCCCAUGGCAAUGACAGCACCCCAUCCAGAUGGACACCCUCCUACAAACACCAUCUCCACCAUUAUGGCGACAGCAACCACCCCACAUUCUGAAGGCCCACUGCCCACAGGGCCCCUUCCUACUGCCAUGGCAACCACAUCCUCCCCCUCAGAGGGCCGCCCCCAGGGAGAAGCUGCACCCACCAUCCUGCUGACAAAGCCAACAGGAGCCAGCAGCCGUCCCACCACAGCACCCACCCGGGCUACCACGCGCAGGCCUCCCAGGCCCCCAGGCUCUUCCCGAAAGGGGGCCGGCAGUUCAUCACGCUCUGUCCUGCCUGCACCCAGUGGCCACUCUGGGAGGAAGGAAGGCCAGCGGGGACGAAAUCAGAGCUCCACACAUCUGGGGCAGAAGAGGCCCCUAGGGAAGAUCUUUCAGAUCUACAAAGGCAACUUUACAGGGUCUGUAGAAACUGACCCCUCCACCCUCACCCCCAGGAACCCACUCUGGGGUUCUUCUUCCUCACCACAGCCCCAGACAGUGACCACAACCAUGGCGCCCAGCAGGACCUCGUGGGCACCACCCACCAACCCCCUUGUGCCUGCAGAGGACAAGCCAGGCCUUAGCAGAGCAGACCAGGGGGGUGGUUCCACUUUCACCAGCCAAGGAGAGGAGCCGGACACCACAGUAGCCUCAGGUGCCCCUGCCAGCCCACAACCUGCCCCAGUGCCUUCUCAGCGCCCCCGCGGUGACCCACAGGAUGGCCCCAGCCACAGUGACUCCUGGCUUACUGUCACCCCUGGCACCGACAGACCUCCAUCUACCAGCUCUGGGGUCUUCACAGCCACCGCGGGGCCCACCCAGGCUGCCUUCAAUGCCAGUGUCUCAGCCCCUUCCAAGGGGAUUCCUCAGGGAACAUCCUCAACCUCGCAGGCCCCAGCCCACCCCACCGGGGGCUCAGAAAGCACUGUUUUCCAAGCCAAGGAGGAGGCUACAGCCACCCCCACCAUGACCAACAGGGUGCCCAGUCCUCUCUCCACAGUGGUGUCCACGGCCACAGGAAACUUCCUCAACCGCCUGGUUCCUGCUGGGACCUGGAAGCCUGGAACAGCAGGGAAUAUCUCCCAUGUGGCUGAAGGGGACAAACCCCAGCACAGAGCCACCAUCUGCCUGAGCAAGAUGGACAUCGCCUGGGUGAUCCUGGCCAUCAGUGUGCCCAUCUCCUCCUGCUCCGUCUUGCUGACAGUGUGCUGCCUGAGGAGGAAGAAAAAGACGGCCAACCCAGAGAACAAUCUGAGCUACUGGAACAAUGCCAUCACCAUGGACUACUUCAACAAGCAUGCUGUGGAGUUACCAAGGGAGAUCCAGUCCCUUGAAACCUCUGAGGACCAGCUCUCAGAGCCCCGCUCCCCAGCCAACGGCGACUACAGAGACACUGGGAUGGUCCUUGUUAACCCCUUCUGCCAGGAAACACUAUUUGUGGGAAAUGAUCAAGUGUCGGAGAUCUAACAGCAGCAACCCUUGCUUUGCCGUUCCCUACCAUUCGUCUCUAAAUUAUAAAUAUACAAAUAUAUAUUAUAAAUAUAACCUUUGUGUAACCCUGACUUAAUGAGAAACAUUUUCAGCUUUUUCUCCCCCUAAGAAUUGUCAACAUCUUUUUUACAAGUGUGGUUUAAAAAAAAAAAAACUUUACAGAACGAUCCGUGGCUUUAUAAAAUAAAGGUAUUUCUAAGCAAA